CGGUGAACUAACCGUUAUCUUGUCACGUUUCCCCAGAAGCCAUGAGUGAGAGUCCGUGAACCAUGUGUGAGGCCCAGAAAGUCACGGCGGAUGGAUACGGCGACAGCGUCAUCAAGCACUUCCAGAAACUCCGCGCCGAGAAUGAGCUCACCGACUUCAAGGUCAUCGCGCAUGGACGCGUCUUUGAGGUUCACCGAGCCCUGCUGGCGGCGACCAGCGACUACUUCCGGGUCAUGUUCAAAGGGGUCAUGGCCGAGAGCAAGCAGGAUACGGUGGACCUCAAAGGCGUCUCGGCCGAUGGACUGCAGCAGGUGAUCGACUUCAUCUACAGCGGCGAGAUGAGUCUGAGCGAGGAAAACCUGACAGAGGUCAUCAACACAGCCACUCACCUCCAGGUGACCAGUGCCAUCCACGUCUGCAGCUCCUACAUCAAGUCACUGCUGACGUUUGAGAACUACGAGGAGUUCCUCUCUGUGGCAGACACCUACUCCCUGGAGGCCGUGGUCCAGCACUGGGAGAGUAUGAUCCACCAGCGCUUCAUGGACUUCUCACAGACGCAGGCUUUCAUGAAGAUGGACGGAGACAAGCUGGCAAGGCAUCUCCCACAAGACAGCCUGCGUCUGCCAUCGGAGUACCAGCUGUUUCUUUGUCUGGAUAAGUGGUUCCGAUUCCAAGCGAACCGAAUGACAACGGACUCGGCUAAGUUGCUGAGCUGCGUGCGCUUCGGCCUCAUGUCGGAGCAGGAACUGACAGCCAUCAGCGACAGCGAGCUCGUCAAGCGCUGCCCCAUCGGUCAACAGCUAGUGGCGAAAGGAUAUCAUUACCACAUGGAUAGUAAGAAAGGUCACCCGACCAUCGAGGAGAACUGCAAAGUGCGAGCCGAGUCAGCAUCCAUCAUCAUGGUUCACCUGGGCACCUCCCACAUGCCCUUCCAGAUCACGGCUUUCAACCAGAGCAACAAGUCCUUCUACUGCCUCUUCUGUGAUGUCAACGGCAUCCGCGACUGCCGCAUCGCCUCGGUGGACAACUUCGCCUACAUCUGCCGUGUGGUCGAUUUUGGCGGCGGGACGCUGAUGAGCUCCCUGUUCCGCUUCGACCCGCGUCACCUGAUGGGCCAGGAGCUGCGCCCCAUGCGGCGACUGAGGCUGGAGUUUGCCUGUGUGGCCCACGCCCGCUGUCUGUACGCGUUUGGCGGCACCACGGAGCAGUUCGCCAUCUUGGACUCAGUGGAGUGCUACAACGUGCAGUCCAACACGUGGGAGGAGCUACAGCCGCUGCCCGCCCCGACCCACUCUCUGGCCGCUGUGUCUCACGGCUCCAAGAUCUACCUCUCUGGCGGAGUGUCGGGCGACCGGGCCAUCGUGGCGUCCUUCUUCAGCUUCGACCCCGUGACCCGGCGGUACGAGGCCAAGCCCAGCAUGUUCUACCCACGCCGGCUGCACGACAUGAUCGCCCAUGAGUCGAAGAUCUUCGCUCUGGGCGGGAUCACGCGCCAGGGCAUACCCCUGUACGGGCAGAUCCCGAUCGAGAGCUUCGACAUGACGACCAAUCAGUGGACGGUGCUGUCCUCCACUCUGGGCGGGCGCUCUGUCGGACAUUACAUGCACCUGGGCGGCGACAAGAUCCUGUCUCUGGGCCACGAACACCACAGCGCCACGGAGGAAGAGAUGUGGCUCUACGAGUCGGAGACGGACACAUGGUCCAAGUACGCCCGCGCCCCGCACCGCAUGAGCCUCAACUCAGCACUCAGCACGCAGCUGCACAUCAACUUCUUCCAGGAGAAGGUCUCGGCCAAGAUCAUCAAGGACAAAUGAUGAGGAUGAGGGGAGAGAAGGGCUUGAGGCGUGGCCACGAUUAUAAAGGACAAGUGAUGACGAUGAGAUGGGGAAGGGUUCGAGGUGCUGCCACCAUCAUUAAGGACAAAUGAUGACGAUAAGAUAUGGAAGGAAGGGCUGGAAGCAUGGCUGUUCAUGUGGCCUCCCUCGGCUGAUCUGAUGGCUCUGCCACAGCAGUGAAGCGACAGUGCCACCACUGACUUUUGCACCACGGGGGGGGGGGAUCUUGCUGUAAGUUGCGGAGAAGAAGACCGACGGUGUGUCGGAGAUGUGAAUACGACGUAACGAGACAGCCAAGGGGAAUUUGUCUCUGAAUCACAAAAGUGAUUGUUGUUGAGAUAUUGGACAACUGUGUACUUUAGUCCUGCUAUAGCAAGGUUUUCUGUGAAUCCACUAAAGAGGCUUUCUCUUAAAGGUUGCAGCCAUGAGGGACAUUCUGACAUUUUUGGGCGAGUGAGGGAACCCCCCCCCCCUCUCCCUGAUGUUUUGACAUAUUUCUCCUUGCCUGGGACACUCCGGCAUCGAGUGAGCGAAGGAGGAUUUCUUAUUUUUGUUCUUUCCAAUGUAUUUCUGACCACUGCCACCACGCCAGGAGAGUGUUGCUGCGGUGGAGACACGAUACCUCGGUUAUCUCAAAGGGCAGGGAUGGAGGAGCAUGUGUUGUCGGUGUCGCGUCUAUGUGUGUCAUGUCUAUGUGUCGGUCAUCCUCUACGCGUGUCACAUCUUCGUGUCGGUCAUCCUCUCACCGGUUUCCUUCUGAUGCAACUCUCCUUCACAAUGGGAUGCACCUGCUAUAGUGCGGUCAGAAAUUCAUGGCGCAACUUAUCCUCAAAUAUCUGUUUAACGGGUGAAUCUCUGUCGCCCAUACUUUGCACAGCAGUUUGUCUCGAUUUGUCUUAACUUAAUUAUAUUUUCCCACAAGAAUCGAGGCAAUAGUAAAAACUUUUCUUCAUAAAUUCAUAUAAAAUACUCUUAAUCUCCAUCAUGUGGAAAAUGUGAUUGUUCACGGCACUUCCUGCUUCUCACGCGCAUUUUGCAUACGCAUGUGGCCUAUGUCACAGCUCACCAAUGACACUUUCUACUGGCAAAACUUGUUACUAGAAAUUAAUUUUAAAGUGAACACAUAUUUUUCACUAAAGGAUCUCAAAACAUGAGUUCAAUUUAAAGCAUAAUGUCGCGAUUAGAAAAAA
This is a messenger RNA of Aplysia californica (California sea hare), 3025 nucleotides long. RefSeq names its product kelch-like protein 26. Gene Ontology annotation, molecular function: protein binding. Lineage: Eukaryota; Metazoa; Mollusca; Gastropoda; Aplysiida; Aplysiidae. The record is from RefSeq and is a predicted model, not a curated record. Bases 63 to 1814 code for a protein of 583 amino acids. The transcript has 7 exons.